AUGAAAACACAGAUGGUGUGAUUUUACAGGGAUUACAUCUAUUUGUUUGGUCUUUUUGGUAUAUCUGUUCGUUUUUAUUGUUUAUUUAAAACCUUUUACAGAGCCAAAUGUGAAACUAUCUGGCAGGCAGCAAGGAGUGAAGAAGGAGAAAUYUUUCUGUGUGCUGAUUCUGUUUUCACACUCGCCUCCUUUAGUGUUUGGGGUUCCUCUUGCCUGCUGGCAGGUUCAGCUCCGACUCAUCGUAACUCCCCGCUUUGUUUGUUUGUUUGUUGUUUUUAGAGUGGUUCAAAUAUGGGAAAAUUUCUGUUUACCCAUGUGCACCAUCAGCUAUGUCACAAACAGAGCUGCGCUGGAGUCUAAAGAAUUGUGUAUCUUGUGUUUUUUUUCUGUCUCAAUUGAAUAAACGUGGAAUAAAGUUGGUAUAUAUAUAUGAUUUUAGGCCUCUGUGUAGUUAGUCAGCUUUACUAAUAUAGAAGGCUGAGAGUCAGUGGUUGUGAGCAGGUGUGCUGCUGAUGUCUGUGUAACUGUGACACACAAAGCUCGGUAAUCCCUCCUACAAGCUAAAGCAGGAGCACAUGCCGCAGGCAGAAUGUCUGCUCACUUCAGCGCUCCUGCGUUGGAUGGGAUUCCACACUGUCUGUCUUUUCAAACCACUGCUUCUGCCUUCUGCUCUGUGAACGUCUUCACUCCUGGUUCUGCUGCUGCGUUCGCCUCCUUAAUGCUACUUUUGUAACGAAGCACCGCUCUGUGCCCACAGAUCCCAGUGAGACAGUGGCCCCGUCCCUGCGUGCAUGAGUGUAAGGGUGUGAGAGCGUGUGUGUGUGUGUGUGUGUGUGUGUGUGUGUGUGCGUGUGUGCGAGCGAGCAAGUGAGCGGGCGGCGCUCCCACAUGGCCUCCAUGCAGGACGGGCUGAACUUCACGGCUCCUCCCUACGGCAAGGUCCUGCUGCUGGGCGUCAUCGCUGCUGCCUCGGCCUUCGUGGUUACCAUCCUUAUCGUGGUGCUCUGCGUGGGCUGCCAGAGGAAGGCGAAGACACACAAUGUUGCCGGUGAAGGAGGGAAGCAUCGUCUCAUGGAUAUGCAGUCAAAGCUGCGGUCCAUCAGUAAAUCAGACACUGAGAUGAACAAGACGAACUGCAACGGCAAAAGCAGGCAGCUUCCCCAGAUCCCCUCGGGGACUGGAGAGGACAGCGAGCACACUUACUCUGAAGUGGGCCAGCGCUCCUCCGCRACACGUACUGACGAUGCCCUCUACGCCAUGGUAGGCAGGGCUGGGCAGACGGACACUCCGGCCCCUCCGGCUGUACCCGCCAACACCCCGGCGCCUCCGGACCCAGACGGGGACGUGGAAGAAGGGCUGCCUGAACCCGAGGGCCAGGUCAUGUCCGCCCCCCAUCCUCCGGAGACGGCAGAGUACGCCUGCGUCAGGAAGCUGAGGAAGGCAGACAAGGCGCCUCAGAAGAGGGACAGCGGGACGGAUAUGGCGGAACCGCCGGCGCCGCCUCCCCGACACGCCCCACCGUCACAUCCAGCCCCUCCUCCGCCACACCCCCACAGCACAAAGCUGCCUCGUAGAAACACUGAGGCCUUUAACGUCCCAUCAUUCCCCAAGGAAGUGAUGUUUAUGGGCAACGGAGAGCAGUACAUCUGGAAACCUCCAGAGGACGAUGACAUGCUUAUGCUCCAAAAUAAAGCUCUGGUCCCCCUGGGUGCUCACACAGUGGAGAACAUCCAGCCGUCUGCUGCGGCGGUUGCUGAGAUGUACUCUAAAGUGUGCAAACCUGGAAAGAAGAAGAGAGCCAUGCCAGGCUCCCCCCCGGCCAAUCUCGGUUUUCGGACCUUAGGACGAGGCGACCGGGACCGAGACGGGGGUUUCAGCGUGGUGGUCAAACCCCAGACGUGGGCCCCUCAGGAGAGCAAGGCCGUGGGAGGGUCCCUGGACGACCACUGCUACGAGUCCAUCGGCACGGAGGAGUGCGACGUGGCCUACGACAGCGUGGAGGGCGGCAGCGGCGCCUGGAAGCGAGAGCGGCCCCCCAACACGUGCGCCACUUUGCGGCCGAGGAGGAAAAAGGCCCAGCAGCCCCUGCAGCAGCAGCAUCCUCCGCCGCCGCCGCCGACCCAGCAGACCCCCAAGCUGCAGCACCUGCCCGCCAAAGCCCUGCUGCUGCCGGGGGAGAACCUGUACGAGAGCAUCGGCGACCUGAAGCAAGGCUCCGCCACCUCCAGCACCACCACCAUCUUUACCUUUAACGAUGGCAUGGAGAUGUACGUGACGGGGCUCUGAGGCGGCGGCUGCACUGUGACCCCCCCGCCUUUUCCUUCCAACACACAGAGCUGAGCUAACGCAGCGCGGUGUGACUGCUGGGCCCCCGUCACGCUCUCCCACACAUACUGUUUACAUUCAAGUCAUGACAUCAAGCCUUUCACAGGCUCCAGAGGCCUUUGGGUAGUAAUGUUGAUCCGUUAUGACCUGGGCUGAAUACAAAGUCCCAUCUAUAAACCUUAAAGGAAUCCAAAGGUAGUGAAUAAGAAAUGAGCACAAAACCCUUGCAGAGCAAUCUGUAGGUAACAGUAGCACUUCAGUUUUAUUCAUUCUUAUGUGCAAAGCACAAUAAAGUUAAAAACCUAAAUUCUUCCUCAAUUCUAGCGGGUAAAAAGAGCUUAUAUUUGGUCCAAAUGGGGCCUUUAUUAUAUAGAAAAGGCACAGCGUUGUGUCGGGUAUUUUAGUAGCACUUAGUCUGUGGUGAACAGGCCUUCCCUGCGUUCAACUUAAACAAUACAAAGGAGCAAAUUAUUAAUCAAAAACGCUUGAAAGCUCAGGGACCACCAAAAAGUAUUAUGAGAGUAUUAUAAAAUAAAUUGCACACAUUUUUGCAUUCCUUCUACAAGCUUCUUGGGAUUUUAGACCCAUUUUCAAACCAAUCCGAUCAGAACCGUCUSUCCAUUUGGUUUGGUUUCACUGGACACGGACUGAAACGCUGUCUUCUCCACUGCUGUCUGUAAAUGAAGUGUUUUACUUUGUCGAUCCUGUUUCUGCACUUUGCCUGCUACAAGUUGCAUGCCUAAAAAAAAAAAUAAAAAAAAAUAAUGAAAAAAAAUUAAAAGUGGGAAAAAAAAGCUAACAAAAAUCAAGCUCUGUCGUGUGGUUUCUCUAUAUGAAUGUUUUUUUUUUUCUUUUUGUCGUUGGUUGUUGACUUUUUUUAAAAGUGUGUUGCUUUGUUUCUCUGUAGAGCUCAAAGCCAGCUUGAUUAGGGAUAUUUGUGGCUCGGUGGGGCUCCGUGCAGCUGAGAGGAGGAUUGGUUUUCUCUGCUGCGACACACACACACACACACACUACAAAAUAAAUCCACGUGAACUGUUCGACUGAACGUGGAUCCAGUCCACUCAAACCUGUCUGCUCAUAUCUGUGGAUUGUUCAUCUCCUCAGCCCGGUGGUCGUAUGAAUCUGCUCGGGUUUAACGCAGCGUGGAAAGCUACAUUAGAACUCGUGUGUGUGUGUUUGCAAAACACCCAUCAGGCCAUCAAUGAAUGCCAUCAUGAUAAAAAAUAUUACAGAAAUGACAAAAAAGGCCUCAGAAAUUCAUUCAAACCCUGAACAAUAACAGCGACUUCACUCAACCAAAUAUCCGCCCCCCAAGGCAAACAAUGUGAUUAUACUGUAUGUUGAUGCAACGUGUAUGUACAUGACAAAAAGAGAAAGAUAAUAAAUAUAUCAUCAGUGUCAAGAAAUCUUAUCUUUUUCUAUUAUGUUGAGUUGUGCUCUUUGGAAUGACCUUUAUUGUGACACAAACAGCUGCAAUGUAAAAAAUAAUAAUUUCAGUGUAACUCUUGUUUGUUGUUUUUUGGAAGCCAUGAAGCUACCGGUGUGUUGUUGGGGGAAACAAAAAAGAAAAAAAAAGAAAAAAAGCCCUGCUAAGUUAAAUGUGGCAGCUAAUGUUGUGUGUUUGCUCUUCAGACUACAGGGUCUUGUAUUCAAACAGCGUGUAAUUAAGUGCUAAAGUGCAAAAAGAUUGUAAUGUUUUAUAUCAAGAUUAUUAUUCAUAAAAUGUCGGUCAAGUUUAUACUUUUGUAAUAAAGUGGCACUUUAAAAACAAAA
Molecule: messenger RNA, 4098 nt
Organism: Austrofundulus limnaeus
Lineage: Eukaryota; Metazoa; Chordata; Actinopteri; Cyprinodontiformes; Rivulidae
Exons: 6
Coding region: 889-2286 (465 amino acids)
Biological process (GO): B cell receptor signaling pathway; T cell receptor signaling pathway; intracellular signal transduction
Cellular component (GO): membrane raft; plasma membrane
Source: RefSeq, a predicted model, not a curated record